AACAGCCUUGCUAGGCCUCUUGGAUGCUCCUGCAUCACCUCCCCUUUUAAUGGAAGGAAAAGGGAGAAAGAAAGGGAUGGCGAUGUGGAGCCAUCUAAUAGUCCUAGCUGGAUCUUUUUGGCGCUCCUUAGCUGGAUCUUCUUCUCAGCUGUGGAACAGGAAAAGCCGGUCUUUGCAUACAAAAGGAUUGGAGAGAGUGCUUAAGUGGUUGCAAGGGACAAAACAACAUUAUGGUUGCUUUCAGAAAGAGGCAGGUCCAGAAAUGCUGAAGACUGGAGCAUUACUUCUCUCUUCUUGUUGGAAACAUUAUGGCAUGCUCAUGCACUUGGAAAAUUACAAAUUUUCUCAGGAUUACAAAGUAUUGUUGGACGAUUACUUGUCUGGAAUUCAGGUGUGGACAAGAUGGCCAGAAUCCCACUUCAAGGAGGUGGAUGUUUUGAGCUCGAGUUUUCUCUUUGGAGCUAUUUCUUUGGGAAGAAUCUGGCAUAUACCUGGUGCAUGCGAAAUUUGGGGACCAUAUGUGCCCGGAUAG
Molecule: messenger RNA, 532 nt
Organism: Ilex paraguariensis (yerba mate)
Lineage: Eukaryota; Viridiplantae; Streptophyta; Magnoliopsida; Aquifoliales; Aquifoliaceae
Source: the annotation of a GenBank genome assembly